Molecule: messenger RNA, 1329 nt
Organism: Phragmites australis (common reed)
Lineage: Eukaryota; Viridiplantae; Streptophyta; Magnoliopsida; Poales; Poaceae
Product: lecithin-cholesterol acyltransferase-like 1
Exons: 2
Coding region: 24-1256 (410 amino acids)
Biological process (GO): lipid metabolic process
Source: RefSeq, a predicted model, not a curated record
AAAGAACCCGUCACCAUCAGCCCAUGGCUCCCGCUCCGCUCCUCGUUGUGGCGGCGCUCCUGCUCUUGUCGCCGGGGAACCACGCCAAGAACCUGCACCCGGUCGUGCUCGUCCCAGGCUACGGUUCAAACAAGAUUGACGCGCGGCUGACGGCGGCGUACGAGCCCUCGGCGCCUUCCUGCGGCGCCGGCGCGGACCAGGGGUGGUUCCAGCUGUGGCCGAACCACACGGGGAUGCACGAUGCCAGCCAGGUCCCGUGCUUUGCGGACCAGAUGAGCCUCGUCUACGACGCCGUCGCCGACGACUACCACAACGCCGACGGCGUCGCGACCCGGGUCCCGUCCUUCGGCUCCGCGCGCGGCCUCAUCGGGUGGGACCCCCUGGUGCGGCGGCUGGAAGGCAUGGGCUACCGCGAGGGCGAGAGCCUCUUCGGCGCGCCGUACGACUUCCGCUACGCCGUCGCGCCGCGCGGCCACCCGUCCACGGUGGGCGACCGCUACUUCCGCGACCUCGGGCGCCUCAUCCGGAGGGCGAGCCGGCUCAACCAGGGCCGCUCGGCUGUCGUGGUCGCGCACAGCUAUGGCUGCGCGCUCACGUACCAGUUCCUCCUCGCCCGCCCGCUCCCCUGGCGCUGGCGCUUCGUCAAGCACGUCAUCCUCCUGGCCCCCGCGCUCGGCGGGUUCGCGGAGGGGAUGCACGGCCUCAUCGCCGGCAUCGGCUACGGCCUUCCGAACGUCACGCGGCCGACGAUGACCCGGCUGGCGCGGAGCCAGCAGAGCACUCUCUGGCGCCUGCCCACGCCAAUGGUGUUUCGGGACCGGCCGCUGGUGGUGACCAAGAACGCGACCUACUCGGCGUGCAACAUGGCAGAGUUCCUCGAGGCCAUCGGCUUCCCCGAAGGGGUCCGGCCGUACGUGACGCGGGUGCUGCCAAUGUGGGAGGCGCUCCCGGCGCCGAUUGUGCCUGUCACCGGCGUCAUCGGGGUCGGGGUAAGGACGCCGGAGAAGUUCGUGUUCGGAACAGAGGGGUUCGAGGGGGAACCAGAGGUGGUGUACAGCGACGGGGACGGGGACAUCAACAUGGUGAGCCUGGUGGCCAUCGAGGAGUGGUCCGGAGUCGAAGGCCAGGUCUUGAAGGUGGUCAGGUUGCCCGGUGUCCAUCACGGUGGCUUCUUCAGUGACGAUUUCGCUCUAAAGAGUAUAGUUGCUGAGAUAUACGAGGCAGGAGGAAGUAUUGAACUCGAUUGGAAAUGGUGAUCAGAUCAUAGGCUUAAAUAGACUCUUUAUUCUGCUUUUUUUAGAUUGAGGAAUAAAAAAUUUAGUUGUGGUU